AUCAAACUAUAAACAUAUAGUUUUCUAAGCGGGCUUACGUGUAUCUUAAUUGAAUUUCAUCAAGACUAUGUUUGUUUACAACAAGGCUAUAGAUGACAUCUAUAUAAGUAGAUGAUAACCCUUGCAGAAGCAUCUGCCGCAGAUGGUAUAAAUACUUGCUCCCCAACACUCGUCCCGGAACAGUUAAUUGGGGAUCGUAACUGCCAGUAAGGUCAACAAACUGGGCGUGAAAGUAACUCUGCCAAUCAAUUGCAGCUCUCCGAAGAUACAUACACAACAGUUUGCACAAAAAUGUCAACCCAGCAACAGCAAUUGGAUUACAUCGAGAGAUACUUAGUGUACGACAUCUUCCAGUACUUCGGAAAGGAUGCCGUGCUGGAGUCGCACAGCGUGAAGUGCUCCACUGGACUGGAUGGCUUCAUGUCCGCCCUGUACACCGUCAAGCUGGAACUGUUGAUCGCGGAUCGCCGGAAAUCGGAGGUGGUGCUGGUUAAGUUCAUGAAGGGCGACGAGGCGUUCCGGAAGAGCAGCAACUCUUACAUUCAGUUUGCCAACGAGAUCUUUGGCUAUGCCGAGAUCCUGCCCGCCUACGAGCAUCUGCUGCGUGAAAGCCACCUCUCCAGCGAUGUGGUGACCAACUGGGUGCCGCGCUGCUACUUCGCCAAGUUCGGCCAGGUGGACAGACUCCCUACUGGUAAAGAAUCGGUGCUGGCUCUGAAACAUCUCAAGGGCGAUGGCUAUGAGCUGGGCCCACGACUUAUCCUGCGCCGGGACCAACUGGAGGCCAUGGUGCGCCUGAUUGGGCCCUUCCAUGCCAUGGGAUACGCCACCCGCAUCCUGCAGCCUAACGUGUACAACCGCCUGCGGCAGGGGAUUGUGCCCAUGCCGUUCGUGUCCCCCGAUGGAAAGGGAAUCUUCGAAAUCCUCUACCGCGUGGCUUUCGAUCGGUUCUUCGGGUUCUAUGACCGCCAGAAGGAGCAACUGCUGCAGGGCACGGAUCCAGGGUUUGCAGCUGCCAUCGAGCGUCUGCGGGAGAAGUACUUCGCUGAACCCACCCAGCUGCUGGAAAAGAUUCGCACCCAGUCGUAUGCCGAGGAUCAGCCGGAUAGCUAUUUCGCCACCAUCCUGCACGGCGACUACAACCGCAACAAUGUCUUGUUCCACUACGGUGAGGACGGCAAGGUGGACGACAUCAAGGCCAUUGAUUUCCAGGAGCUGCGCUACAGCACCACAACCAUCGACUUGAGCUUCUUCAUGUACAUGAACACCCCGUCGGCCGAGCGCGAGGAGAUCUACAGUGAUCUGCUGGUCAAGUAUCACAAAAGCAUGAUUGAGAUGCUGGAGCUGGUGUUGCAGCGCCACCAGGACGAGCUCACCGAGGCGAAGGUGCAGCAGUUGCUGGAGGACUAUAGUUUCGAGCGAUUCCAGGCCCACUUCAAGCGGUACGCCUUCUACGGCGUCCUCGUCUGUAUGCACUUCAUGCCGUGGUUGCUGGGCACCGAAGCUGAUUGCGCUGAGCUAUCCCGGCUCUUCGAUACCGACAUGCAUGGCGCCGCCUUCCGUCAGCUCUCCAUUGAUAUAGCCGGUGACGUGGCCAACGAGGAGAUAUUCAAAACGGUGCGACACGCCUAUGAACACGGCUACAUGGACGAGAUAUAAAUAAGUAAUCUCCCCCAAUCUUAUCACCCAAGGGGUACGUGGCUAACAAGCCACCUGUUUCACGCCUUUUUCUAAUCUAAAAAAAAAUGUAAUUUGCAUAUCUUGGCUUCAUGUUGACAUUUCUAAUUAGUUUAUAAUUCUAAAUUUUAGAGAAACAACACUGUGUGAUUUAUUAAAAAUAAUAUUUUCUUGCAAAUAUAUGUAUAAUCUAUA
Messenger RNA from Drosophila ananassae, 1872 nucleotides. RefSeq lists its product as uncharacterized. Lineage: Eukaryota; Metazoa; Arthropoda; Insecta; Diptera; Drosophilidae. The coding region runs from base 292 to 1659 and encodes 455 amino acids. The record is from RefSeq and is a predicted model, not a curated record. The transcript is spliced from 2 exons.